This is a messenger RNA of Linum tenue, 609 nucleotides long. NCBI's taxonomy places the organism in Eukaryota, Viridiplantae, Streptophyta, Magnoliopsida, Malpighiales, Linaceae. The record is from the annotation of a GenBank genome assembly.
AUGGCUGACCAACUUCCUCUUCUUCAUAACAAUUCCCAUCAUCAUCACACCCCAACUUCUUCUUCUUCUUCUUCCUCGUCGGGAAAGCACUCCAAGUACAAAGGCAUCCGCUCCCGGAGCGGGAAAUGGGUCUCCGAGAUCCGGGAGCCUCGCAAGACCAACCGAAUCUGGCUCGGCACCUUCCCGGCCCCGGAGAUCGCCGCGGCGGCCUACGACGCGGCGGCGCUGGCCUUGAAGGGCGACGAGGCGGUCCUCAACUUCCCCGAGUGGGCCGGGUCGUACCCGAUCCCGGCUUCCGCCUCCCCGGCAGAUAUCCGCAGUGCGGCCGUCGCGGCGGCCGCCAUGAUGAAGGCGGAGAUGAUGCGGGGGAUGGAGCUAGGACUAGGAGGAGGGGUUGGUAAUUAUGAUCACGUGGCGGCGGCGGCGGAAGAGGAGGGAAGAGGGCAUCAUGAUAAUGAUCAGUUUUAUGUGGACGAGGAGGAGCUGUUCGACAUGCCGAAUUUGCUGGUGGACAUGGCCGGAGGGAUGAUGGUUUCUCCGCCGAGGAUGGCGCCGCCGCCGGUGAUGGAGGCUUAUGAUCAUGUUGGGAGUCUUUGGAGCUAUUACUGA